UUUUCUUUAAUGUCAAUGUAAAUUUAAUUAUCAACCUAGGCGCCAUUGUUUGUAUGUCUUUAGGCUUCAGCCAGUUCUGGAUUAAUAGUAAUGAUGGUUUUAAGAAACCAUAUUUUCAUAAAAUACCUCCAUAAAUUCCUUUAUCUAGCACUAAAGUUCUUAAUUUCUUAUUUGUGGAACUAAACCAACCUCAAGACCCAUGGUGCACAUAGAAAUUAUGUGAAAAUACCACCAUAGGCAAAGUGACAUGAGCAACUGGUGUUGAUGCCUUAAACUAAUCUCACUAAGUGUGAGAACCUUUCCUCAGGAGGCACUGAGCAGCCAGUUACCGAGGGUAGCAAAAAGUCACGUCUGGUAACUUUAAGACUCAAGCUUCCAUUUUUUAAAAUGGAAAUUUGUCUCUUCUAGUACAAAGCACAAUAGCUCUCUCUGCACUGAUAAUGUGGCCCCUCUUGACCCACUCCGAUGCCAAAGAGGUAAGGGGGGGAUUUGAGUAAGGAGGGAUUUGGAAUCGAGGCUGCUGGCAUCUGAGGAAAUGGACAUGUAGCUAAAUAUGUAUGGCAGGAUCAGACAAGACAGCUGAUAUAUAAGGGGUUGCCAUUGUUAUAAUUAAUAACUAUACACAUAUGUAUGUUCCAAUAUAGACUAACAUUUUUAAUACCAGUGGCUAAUGAUUUUGAGGGGUGUAGUGUAUUGGCAAAUACCUUCUGUUGCUGAAGAAUAUGCCAUUUUAACGUAAGGACCAAGGAGGGAGGCAGCCAAAAUCUACCCACACACAUAUGUAUACUGGCCUGUUUAUCUUAUAUUCAUAUUUUUAUAUUCACAUGUUCUGCAGGUGGACUAUUAAUACAUAAAUAUGACAACAACGAGGAAUGGAUUAAAGGUGCUUGGCUUUCUAGUAUCUACAAUGAUUUUAGGCUUCAUCUACAGGGCCGCCACAAAUAAAUCAACAGUUCCUUAUAUUCUUUCCUACAUCUCAGACCCUAUAAUCUAUACUAGUAUGAAUCCAGAAAAUAUUCUAAAAGAAGGGAAUGGGAUUAUAUUUUUGGAGACUACAGACAGAAUGGAGCCACCAUCUUUAGUGCUGUGUGCUAUUGAGUCAGCGGCCCGUGUGUACCCUGAUAGACCGGUGGUUUUCUUCAUGAAAGGUUUAACAGACAUUAAUUCAGAAGACGAUGAGAAACGAGCAAAGGAAAGAUUUCCAUCUCUGUCUUCUUUUGAGAAUGUCUACAUCUUCCCACUCAGAAUGGAGAAAUUAUUUAACAAUACACCACUUCUUAUGUGGUACCUAAAGGCUGAUCCUAAGCGUGAAAGGUACUGGAUCCAUAACCUCUCAGAUGGCUGCAGGAUGGCUAUGAUGUGGAGAUAUGGUGGUUUUUAUUUUGACGCCGACGUCAUCUCAAUGCGACCAAUCCCAGAAAAGAACUUUUUGACUGCCGAGAACCAACAUACAUCUGGCAGUAGUGUUUUUGGUCUCUCUCCUCAUAACAGUUUUGCCUGGACAAGUUUGAAUGACUUUGUACAGAAUUACAAUGGAGAUGCGUGGGGAAAUCAAGGCCCAACUCUGUUUACACGGGUUCUGAAACAGUCAUGUGAAUUAUCUGCCUUUAAAUCUCUAGACAAUAUUGUAUGUGGAAAUAUCUCCUUCCUGCACCCUGAGCGCAUCUAUCCAAUACCAUAUGGAGGCUGGAAGAGAUACUUUGAGGUUUGGGAUAAAAUACCAACUUUUGAUAAUUCGUAUGCUUUGCAUCUCUGGAAUUAUAUGAAUAGCGGUGAGAAGAAGACUGUAGUUAUAGGGAGUAACACGUUAGUGGAGAAUCUCUAUAAACAGUAUUGCCCAUCAAUCUAUGGGCUUCUUGCAAAAAAUGCGACAACAGCAAAUCAACACACAUAGAUAUUUUUUAAGGCUAUUCAGCACACCAAUAAUGAAAGCUGUUUUUUUAUAUUCAAAGGGAUUUACUUUUUUGUAUUUUUAUAAUGAAAGCGAUUUAUAUAAAUGUAAAACACGAGUUUUAAAAUGUUUCUAUAUGUCUUAAUGCGAUGGAAUGGCGACAUUCUCUAGUUGGUAAUCCUACUAGCAGACUGCCCGAUCUAUAACACUCUCUCCCCGGUAGCUACAAUCAUAAUACUCUGUAUUCUAUAUUGUAAAUAUGUAGAAUUGUACUAUUUAAAUAAUGGCAAAUUUUUGUGAAAAAAAAAAGGGUGGGCAAAAAAUAUUUCUUUUCUCGUGU
Messenger RNA from Xenopus tropicalis (tropical clawed frog), 2231 nucleotides. Its product is annotated as alpha-1,4-N-acetylglucosaminyltransferase. The transcript has 2 exons. Gene Ontology annotation, molecular function: UDP-glycosyltransferase activity; hexosyltransferase activity. Bases 857 to 1894 code for a protein of 345 amino acids. The record is from RefSeq and is a predicted model, not a curated record. NCBI's taxonomy places the organism in Eukaryota, Metazoa, Chordata, Amphibia, Anura, Pipidae. Gene Ontology annotation, cellular component: membrane.